Messenger RNA from Lycium barbarum (goji berry), 1671 nucleotides. RefSeq lists its product as uncharacterized. Bases 1 to 1671 code for a protein of 556 amino acids. NCBI's taxonomy places the organism in Eukaryota, Viridiplantae, Streptophyta, Magnoliopsida, Solanales, Solanaceae. The transcript is spliced from 4 exons. The record is from RefSeq and is a predicted model, not a curated record.
AUGGAGAAAAGAGAGCCUAUCUUUGUGGUUGCUUUCAGUCCCUUGAUGAUGAUCAAUGUUGUUGCCGAGAAGAUCUUUGUUGGAGUGUUGUGGUCUAUAUUCAGUUCUAUGGAAAAAAUUACAAUGAGUACUACGAUAAGAAAAUUUACGAGGUACUUUACUCGAAUGCGAAGGACUGCGAGUCAAAACAAUCUUGAGGAAUUCGAUCCUGAGCCUGAACGGACUUUCAAUCGGCGUAGGAGAGAUUUGAAUUUAUUACAGAACUCUCAGGCUGUCGCAGAAGUACCUGUGGUCAUGGCUAAUCAUCAACCGGUGAAAGUGAGAGAGGUUGCAGUGCCUCAGGUGGCAGAUGUCACUUCAAGCAUUGUCAAGCCCACCAUCGAAGGGCACUUUGAGCUGAAGCAUCCUAUGAUUCAACUUCUUCACUCUAGUGGGCAAUUCACGGGAAUGUCACAUGAGGAUCCUCAGUGUCACAUCCAUACCUUUCUGCAGAUUGUGGAUACUUUUGCCACUGGAAGGGUCACGAAAGAAUAUGUUCGCCUGACACUGUUCCCCUUCUCUCUAUUGGGGAAUGCAAGUAACUGGUUAUUAGCAGAGCCUGCCAGUUCUAUCACUACGUGGGAUGACUUGGCAACAAAAUUCUUGACAAAGUUCUUUCCACUAGCAAAGACUGCUCGCCUCCGAAGAGAGAUCAUGUCAUUCAGGCAGAAACAAGGAGAAAAUUUGUAUCAGGCCUGGGAGAGGUUUAAAGGUCUUCUCAGAGAUUGCCCUCAUCACCAUCAGACGAAUGAAGUUCUAGCACACACAUUUAUUGAGAGUCCGGAUGCCCAACAUAAGUUAUCACUAGACACUGCUGCAGGAGGGCAGGCUCUCGAUCUAAGCUAUGAAGAAUUAUUCACAUUAUUGAACAGAUUUACUCAGAGCACUCCAGACUGGCAGGAUGAUGUAGCUAACAGUUCAGUUAGGAAAGCACCGGGGGUCUUUGAAGUAGACAAUUUUACAACAUUAUCAGCACAGAUUGAUGCCAUGCGCACCGAACUCAGGAAGUUAGCUGUGGCACAAGCGCCACCACAGGUGCAUGCAGUGCAGCAAGCCAUAGCCUUAUGUGAUAUCUGCGGAGAGGGUUAUAACAGUGAUGAAUGCCCUGCAAAUCCUGCAUCCAUAUACUUUGUGGGUAAUGCAGGUCAUCAGAAGCAGAACUAUCAGUCAGCACCUGCUCCUCAAGCUCCCACAAACAGUAUGGAAAAGAUAAUGGGUGACAUGCAGAAGAUGAUGAUAGAUCAGCAGAAGUCGAUAGCAGAUAAUCAGAAUCGCGAUUUGGCUGUACAUAAUUUAGAGAGGCAGAAGGGACAGAUAGCUGGUGCUCAAAAUACUAGACCACCUGGAGGACUUCCAAGUGACACAGAUGUGAAUCCCAAGCCUUGUAAUGCUGUAACUCUGCGAAAUGGGCGAGAGCUAGAGGAAGUAACUGCAAAGAGAGCUGGUCGAGAAGAGGCUAAAAAAGAGAAGAUUGCCACAGAAACGAGUGAAAAAGGGAAGGCUGUUGAGGCAUCAGGAUCAAAGCAGCCACAGGCCGUUGUUGCAAAGCCACCGCCUUCAUUCCCUCAACGUCUGGCAAAACAGAAAGAAGAGGCUACUUAUAAGAAGUUUCUUGAUUUGCUAAGCAGGUAA